Ipomoea nil (Japanese morning glory) is the source of this 1668-nucleotide messenger RNA. Its product is annotated as lysine-specific demethylase JMJ706-like. Gene Ontology annotation, biological process: chromatin remodeling. Gene Ontology annotation, molecular function: histone demethylase activity. The record is from RefSeq and is a predicted model, not a curated record. The transcript has 9 exons. Lineage: Eukaryota; Viridiplantae; Streptophyta; Magnoliopsida; Solanales; Convolvulaceae. Gene Ontology annotation, cellular component: nucleus. The coding region runs from base 1 to 1668 and encodes 555 amino acids.
AUGACACCACCGCCGUCUCUAAAUCUAAAAUCUAGAAAGAGGUUGAAGUCAUCUGCGGCAUCAGAGGGACAACAAGAAACAGAUUGGGUUAAGAAAAUGCAGAUGUGUCCGGAAUAUAACCCCUCCCACCUUGAAUUUCAGGAUCCCUUUGCUUAUCUGCACAAAAUUGCCCCUGAGGCCUCAAAAUACGGCAUUUGUAAGGUUGUCUCCCCUCUGGAUGCUUGUGUUCCAGCUGGAACAGUGCUCAACAAAGAGAACAAAAUUUUUAAAUUUAAGACGCAAUUACAACCUCUGAGACUGGCUAAAUGGGAUAGUGAUGACAGGAUCAUCUUCUACACUGGAGGAAGAAAGUAUACGCUUGAUGGAUUUGAGAAGAUGGCUGGGAGGAAGACAGCUCGUAAAUACGGCAUCUCUGGAUGUCUUCCUGCAUCGCACCUGGAAAAACAAUUCUGGGAAGAAAUGAGUCGAGGAGGAAAGAAAGAAAUGGUGGAGUAUGGAAUUAAUAUCGAUGGCACUGCCUUCUCAAGUAGUGUCAAUGAUCCUCUUGGAGCCAGCAACUGGAACUUGAAUAAGCUUAAACAACUGCCUAGAUCAAUGUUCCGUUUGCUGGAAAAUAAUAUUCCGGGAUUGACAGAUCCUAUGCUUUACAUAGGAAUGCUCUUCAGUAUGUUUGCAUGGCAUGUGGAGGAUCAUUAUCUGUACAGUGUGAAUUAUCAUCACUGUGGGGCGCCGAAAACCUGGUAUGGAGUUCCUAGUGAUGCAGCCCUUGCAUUUGAGAGAGUUGCUGAGCAGUAUGUGUAUAAACCAGAUAUUCUAUCAAGAGACGGAGAAGAUGGAGCUUUUGAAAUUCUGGCAGAGAAAACAACCAUGUUUUCACCUGGGAUUUUGCUGCAACACCACGUCCCGGUUUUCAAGGCUGUGCAAAUGCCAGGAGAGUUUGUAAUCACUUUCCCCAGGGCAUAUCAUGCUGGAUUCAGUCAUGGCUUUAACUGCGGCGAGGCUGUGAACAUUGCAAGCUGGGAUUGGAUUCCAUUUGGUGCAGCGGCUUGCCAUCGUUAUGCUCUACUCAAAAGGACGCCCAUUAUUCCUUAUGAGCAACUCCUAUGCAAACAAGCAAUGCUUCUUGCACACUACAACUCUACAGUAGAAGAUAUAGUGUGUGUGAAGUCUUCAUUUGCGUGCCUAUUGAGAUUGUAUGACUGUGCUUGCUGGUGUUUGAAGAGAGUGAUAAUGAAGCCAUCAUCCCUCACAAUCCUUCCCAAGUCUCCCCACCAACUCGUCCUAUGCGCCCUCUGCAAACGAGAAUGCUAUGUGGCUCACCUAAUUCUCUCCUCCCAACAACGCACCACUGCUCCAAUCUGCCUCUUUCAUGCAGACAAUGAAAUUUACAAGUGCAAAUGUGAGAGUAGUGAUGAUAAUACCCAUACCCUCCUCUACCUUUACCUUAGAGAGGACAUGUCACAACUGCUACUCACUGCAAACAAGUUUGAGGUUGAUGAUGAUACAAUACAUCAACAAGUUGACCAACAAAUCAAUGCUCACUCCAGCUGGUUGCAAACCAUACUAUGUUUAACCAUGGACAAAUAUGUUCCUUAUUCUGAGGUGUACCAUAUUGAGAAUGAGAAUAAAAAGAAGAAGAAGCUAAGGAGGAGGUUGAUGAUUGAUUAG